Molecule: messenger RNA, 2562 nt
Organism: Rotaria sordida
Lineage: Eukaryota; Metazoa; Rotifera; Eurotatoria; Philodinida; Philodinidae
Source: the annotation of a GenBank genome assembly
AUGUGUACAUCAUCAGAAAAAUUUUCUGAACAAUUUUCUCGUAUUCAACAACAAUUUAAAGAAUGGACACAAUUUGAACAAUUAUGUGCAAUUGUUGAAUUAACACGUACAUUUCAAUCAUCAUAUCAUUAUUUUCUUUUACAAUUAUUUCAAACUAAUAUUCAAUAUGAAAAUGACGAUAUGUUUAAUCAUACAGUUGAUGAUGCAAAUGGACCAGAUAUUGUUGGAUGUUUAUUAUCAAAUUCAUUAGAUAAAAUAUUAUUUACAAUUCAACUUUAUUUACCAUUAAUAUCAAUAAAAACAAUAAAUGAUAGAUUACUUGAUGCAUAUCGUGAUGUUUUAAUUUAUCUUGAUUCAAAUAUUCUUAAUUCAAAAAAAUUUACUUAUACAGAACAACAAAUUAUUAAUUUAUCACAACAAAUUUUAUUUUUUAUUCAAACAAAUAAAUAUUUACAAAAAUUAUCAUUAAAUAUACCACAAUUAAUUAAAUUAAUACAAACAAAUAAAUUUAAUUCCGAUGAACAACAACAACAACAAUGUCAUCAAUCAUUACAACGUUAUUCAUCAAUUCGUUCACAAGUACAACCAUUAAUGAAUUAUUCAUCUGAAGGUUCAUCACAUAAUACAACAUUAUCUCAACAACAACAAUUAACACGUCAUGAAAUAAGUGAUAGUGGAGUUGAUUUAACUGAACCUUCAAUAACAAAUCCAUUACAAAAUUUUUUAUCAACACAAAUUCAACAACAUUCAUUUAUUGAUCGUUCACAACGAACAAAUUUACCAUCAUCAAUAAAUAAACAUUCAUUUGUUGUUAAAACAGCAUCAUCACCAAUACCAGAACAUGCAACAAUAAAUAUAACAAAUCGUAUACCAUUAACAGGUGUAUUAAGUGCACCAUCAUCAACAAUUUAUUCUGAUUAUCGUCAUAAAAAUUCAAAUUAUCAACAACAAAAACAUAAAUUAUUAUUAACAAAAAAUAAUGAAGAUGAACAAGAAUCACAACAUUUAAAUGAUGAUUUUAUUUCAGAAAAAAAUACAAUAAAUGAUAAUAAUUCAAGAACAUUAACACAAUUUCAUUCACUUCGUUAUCCAAAUACAAAAAUUAAUCAAAAUAAAGAUGAUGUAUCACAAUAUUUAGGUGUUGAUGCUAAUUCAACUUCUGCACGAAAUACAUUUACACAACCAAAUACAGGCAUGAGAGAUGUACCAAAAUGGUUAAAACAUCUUCGUUUACAUAAAUAUGAUGUUUUCUUUUCUAAAAUGACUUAUGAUCAAAUGAUGAAUUUAACUAUUGAAGAAUUAAAAGAACUUCGUAUAACUGAUGGUGCAUGUACAAAAAUAUUAUUAAAUAUUAAAAAAUUAAAAGAACGUUCAACAAUAUUAAAACAAUGUCUCAAUGAUAUUGAUGAUGGACAAAUAGAUUUACAAAAUUUUGUUCAACAAUUAAAUGAAUUAAUGAUAACACCAAUACGUUCAAAACAACUUGAACAAGAAAAUAAUAGUGAAGAAGAUUUACCUUCAUUAAUAAUGCAAGUUUUAGAAAAAAUUUAUCAACAAUUAGAACCUAAUUCUUCACCUGAUAUAAGUAAUAGUCUUCUUGGUUUAUUUGAUCGUUGUUAUAGACAUGAAGCUUUUACUGAUGAUCAACGUCAUAUACUUUUACAAUGGCGUCGUCGUUUAUCAAAUACAUUACAAUCAUUAGGUAAAAUUGAAUAUAAAACAAUUCAAUCAGCAUUUAUUCAUACAUCUCAACAACGUCGUCCAGGAAAACCACCUAUAAGACCAGUUAAAAGUUCAACAAAUACAUAUUAUCCAAAUCAUUCAAUUUCAUUAGUUAAAAAUAAAUCUGAACCACAAAAUAAUAAUAAUUUUAUUGAAUCUAAUUUAAUUCAACGUCCAAAUAAAUCUCCAACACUUAUUUAUACAACAAAUGAAGACACAAAUGAUAUGUAUCUUCAAACAUCAUUUACUGGUUUAACAUCAACACCACAACGAAAUAAUGGUGCUUAUUUAGCUAAUAAUCAACAUCAAGCAUUAACACGUAAAGCUAGUAUUAAUCCAUAUGAUGAAACAAAUACAAAUAAUAAAACAAAAUUAUGUAAAACAUUUAGUGAUCCAAAUAGAAUACGUUUUUUUAAUACAACACAAAUUAAUCAUAUGCAAUUAUCAUCAUCACAAUCAAAUCAACAACAAAAUUUAUUUCCUAUGACAUCAACACCUUAUUCACAACAACAAAGACAUUUUAUUUCACGAUCACCACCAACAUCAACAACUAUGGAUAUAACAUCAUCAUCACCUAUUAAAAAAUGUUAUUCAGAUAAUGAAAGACCUAAUUAUUAUGGAAAUAACAACAAUAGUACAUCGUUAUCAGAUACAAGUUAUACUGAAACUACGGAUGAUCAACGCCAUCAUAAUAAAGAAUUUGAAUCAUUGUGUCUUCAAAUAACAGAAAGUGCUAUUAGUGAUGAUAUUAAUGACUUAUCAAUUAAUCAUAAAGAAGAAAUUUCUGAUGUUUCAAAUUUAAAACAAUCUUCAAAUAAUUCAACCGAUACUGAACAAUAA